Molecule: messenger RNA, 2471 nt
Organism: Pseudophryne corroboree (corroboree frog)
Lineage: Eukaryota; Metazoa; Chordata; Amphibia; Anura; Myobatrachidae
Product: gastrula zinc finger protein XlCGF26.1-like
Exons: 5
Coding region: 173-1996 (607 amino acids)
Source: RefSeq, a predicted model, not a curated record
GAGCCCUACACAAAAUGGCUGCCUUGGAGAGGCUAAAUGUGUCAUGACAGGGAAGCUCUAGUGGUCACAUGAUGUGUACUACACUACCCAGCAUGCUUUGUUUCUUCAUCUCAUUCUCUGAUAUCACACGGAGGAGGAGUAUAUAGAGGAACACAGGGAUCUGUACAAGGACAUGAUGAUGGAGAAUCACCGGCCCCUCACAUCACUGGAUGGGCCCAGUAACAGAGAUACCCCAGAGAGAUGUCCCCGUCCUCUGUAUUCCCAGGAUUGUACAGAGGAGAAUCCCAGGACCCCACAGGAGGAUCAGGUAGAAGGUUUGUCUGACGUAAAGACAGAAGAUAUAGAAGGAGAAGAAGAGACGUAUGUGAGGGGUGAUCAGAAGUGUAAGGAGGAGGAGAUCCCUACAGAUAUCAGCACAGAUGGACGCAAUACAAGGAAUACCUCGGAGGGACAUCUCGUUUGGUCUCCAGAUUUUGAAUUGGAAGAUAAGAACAUCACACAAGGGUCUCCAGAAGAAAACCCAAUUUCCCUAAAUAUACAUCCAGCACCUCACAGUGCAGAUAUAUCAUCUGAUCCCUCUGUUCCUGAGGAAUGUUCUCCUGGUAACUCACAUAUUGCUGCACCUAGGAUAGAUCAUAGCAGUGAUACAGUCAUUUCCCCUUCUGGAUGUGGGAAAACAUUUAAACAUAAACUAGCUCUUGAUAGACAAGAGAUAAGUCAAACAGGCAAGAAGCCAUUUGCAUGUUCUGAGUGUGGGAAAUGUUAUGGACACAAAUCAAAUCUUUGUAGACAUCAGAAACAACACACAGAUGAGAGACCAUUUCUAUGUUCUGAGUGUGGGAAAUGUUUUACACGUAAAUCACAUCUUACUAAACAUCUUAGACUUCACAAAGAAGAGAAGAUAUUUCCAUGUUCUGAGUGUGGGAAAUGUUUUAAAGAUAAAUUUUCUUUUUUUACACACACAAAACUUCACACAGGCGAAAAACCAUUUCCUUGCUCUGAGUGUGGGAAAUGUUUUACACAGAAAUCAGAUCUGAUUAUACAUUGGCGAAAUCACACAGGUGAUAAAUCUUUUUCAUGUCCUGAGUGUGGUAAAUGUUUUACACAAAAAUCAGAUCUUGUUGUACAUCAGAGAAGUCACAUAUGUGAAAAACCAUUACCAUGUUCUGAGUGUGGGAAAUGUUUUACACAAAAAUACCAUCUUGUUGCACAUCAGAGAAGCCACACAGGUGAAAAACCAUUUUCAUGUUCUGAGUGUGGGAAAUGUUUUGCACUGAAAUCAGCUCUUGUUAAUCAUGAGAGAAUUCACACAGGUGAGAGGCCAUUUCCAUGUUCUGAGUGUGGGAAAUGUUUUACAAUGAAAUCAAAUCUUGUUAAACAUGAGAGAAGUCACACAGGUGAGAAGCCAUUUCAAUGUUCUGAGUGUGGAAUAUGUUUUACAUGUAAAUCAGAUCUUCUUACACAUCAGAUAAAUCACACAGGUGAGAAACCAUUUCCAUGUUCUGAGUGUGGGAAAUGUUUUGCACAGAAAUCAACUCUUGUUAUACAUCAGAGAAGUCACACAGGUGAGAAACCAUUUUCAUGUUCUGAGUGUGAUAAAUGUUUUAUAGUGAAAUCACAUCUCAUUACACAUCAGAGAAUUCACACAGGUGAGAAGCCAUUCCCAUGUUCUGAGUGUGGGAAAUGUUUUACAGUGAAAUCAAAUCUCAUUACACAUCAGAGAAGUCACACAGGUGAGAAGUCAUUUCCAUGUUCUGAGUGUGGGAAAUAUUAUAAACACAAAUCACAUCUUCUUAGACAUCAGAGACAUCACACAGGAGAAAAGCCAUUUAUAUGUUCUGAGUGUGGGAAACAUUUUACGUGUAACUCAUAUCUUGUUUCACACCAGAAAAGUCACACCGGUGAAAGAUCAUUUCCAUGUUCUGAGUGUGGGAAAUGUUUUACACAGAAAUCCUCUCUUGUUAGACAUCAGAGAGGUCACACUGGUGAGAACUAGCCACAGUCUUGGUGAGAACAAGACACAGUUUAAUUUCCUUGAACUGGUAGACAUGAAAUAAGGUUGCGUUAAUGUUUUACAUAUAAGAAAUCUGUAAUACAAUUAUUUGUGUAUACACUGACUUUCAAUAGGAUCCAAACCCUUUGUACAUAUUUGUUUAAGAUGAGGCAGCCAUCUUUAGCAAUUCCAGUCACAUUAGUACGUGGCACGGGAAGCUACACUUUUGGAGAACCGAGGGAAUGCCAUUCUUUUUGCCAGGACAAGACCUAUGGGAUAUGUCAGGCCUAAGGAUAUGGUAGAUAUCAACUGGUUUUAUCCUACUACCUAAUACUGUACCUGGCUAUACCAACUGACUAUACCACAUAGCGGGCUAUUACAAGAGAAUGCACUCUAUGAACUCUAAUGCACUAUGUUUUAAUUCAUUAUAUGUGUGUCUUCUUGCUGUAAUAAAAAGCUGCAAUGUAAUUACACCAAA